AUGUCUGGCUCAUCGUUUUAUAACUAUAAAAAGACACAUAGUAUUGUUCUUUUGGCUGUGUGCAAUGCAAAAUAUCAAUUUUCACUGCUAGAUAUAGGAAAUAGUGGAAGACAAAGUGACGGUAGUGUAUAUGCAAAUAGUCAACUUGGUUAUGCUAUUGAAAAUGAUCUGCUUGACAUUCCUCAAGCAUGUAAAGUAAAUGGUACUGAAACAAUAUUGCCCUACGUGUUUGUUGGAGAUAAUGCAUUUGGUUUAAAGCCUCAAAUGAUGAAACCUUAUCCAUUUUGUAAUCUUUCGUACAAAAAAAGAAUAUUUAACUACAGAUUGUCGCGUGUCAGGAGAAUAGUUGAGAAUGCAUUUGGUAUAGCUGCAUCCAGAUUUCGGAUUUUCAGAAGAUCUUUUAUUGCUUCAACAAAAAAAGUCGUGCUUAUAACAAAAGCUGUUGUCGCACUUCACAAUUUUUUAAUGUCAAAAAGGAAGGAAAGUCUUAAUUAUGAUUAUUGUCCAAAUACUUAUAUUGAUCAGGAUGGUCAAAAUGAAUUAAUACCUGGCGAAUGGAGAAAAGAAAUCGGCGAUGUACAAGGAUUACAAGAUAUUUCAAAUUCUGCUUGUAAUAAUCAUUCUAAAGAUGCUCGAAAAAUUAGAAACAACUUCAAAAAAUAUUUUAAUACUGACGGGGCAGUUGAUUGGCAAUGGUCAUUAAUAAACAAUACUUCUUAUCAAAAAGACUAA
Hydra vulgaris (swiftwater hydra) is the source of this 732-nucleotide messenger RNA. RefSeq lists its product as uncharacterized. NCBI's taxonomy places the organism in Eukaryota, Metazoa, Cnidaria, Hydrozoa, Anthoathecata, Hydridae. The record is from RefSeq and is a predicted model, not a curated record.